AUGAACUACGAAAUCCACAAUAAGGAACUCCUGGCGAUUGUUGACAGCUUUGACCGCUGGAGGAUUUACCUUGAAGGCGCCAAACACAGGAUUGAAGUCUUUUCCGACCACCAAAACCUGGCCUACUUCACCCAUGCGAAGGUCCUCAAUCGCCGACAAGCACGUUGGGCCAUGCAGCUAGCCAACUUUUGGUUUAUCAUCAAUUACCGACCGGGUCACCUCAACGCUAAAGCCGACGCCCUUUCC
Molecule: messenger RNA, 246 nt
Organism: Sordaria macrospora k-hell
Lineage: Eukaryota; Fungi; Ascomycota; Sordariomycetes; Sordariales; Sordariaceae
Source: the annotation of a RefSeq genome assembly